ACAAGAUGGCGUUGAAAACAAGCAAUGUUAGCAAAAUCGCUUGAAAAUGCUUGAAAGAAACGGACUUAUUCACGGCUAAUUUUUGUUUCGUCUACAAAACCGACUUUACCUAGUUCCAAAGUUGAAGAAUAAAAAGCCAUGCCUAUCGGACCAUUUGGAGAGAUCCUUGGUACCACUGGUACCUUGGAGAGUUUGAGUGCGUCAGCCCAGGCCUACAAGAGUAAAGUUGUUGCACCAAGAAAUCCAAAAUUGUUGAAGAGUCGUGACUCGGAAUUUCAGAUGACUCCGUCCCGAUUUAUGUUCCAAAUGUCACUGGAUACCGACAAGAAACUUGCCAACACUCACCAGAUGAGACUUCCACAGAAAGUACAGCUCUUGGAUAUGGGAGAGACAACUCAUCAGAGGUUCUCGAACAUUGACAUCGAAGAACCAAUGUUCCAACCGUUUCCAUCGGAAAUCUUCUUCCAACGCUACAAACCAUUCGAAACCUACGAAGUGCCCCUACUGCUGAGGAACAAUGACAAGGUUCCACGUCUGGUCAAGGUCUCGCAUGCUGAGAGCCCGUAUUUCAAAAUCAUCAGUCCCCACGACGUUGGCCAUAAGGUUGGACCUGGGUUGCCAACCACAUUCAAACUUCAGUUUACACCAGAGGAAAAUAAGGACUACAACCAUGAGUUGCUGUGUAUCACUGAGAGGGAGAAGUUUGUUGUUCCCGUCAAGUGCAUUGGUGCGCGCGCUCUGUUAGACUUCCCCGACGAGGUUCAUUUCGCUGCAUCGCCAGUCAAGUACCCAUCGACAAAAACACUUCUGGUCCGAAAUGUUGGGAACAGGGAGGCAAAGUUCUCACUGACUGUGGAUAAGCCUUUCAAAGUGACCCCAGAGAAUGGUAUCUUGCCUAUCAACGAGAGUAUGCAGGUUACCGUCGAAUUCAAACCGACCACUGUCGGCGAUCACCAGAAAGAUCUUCUGCUUCAUUAUGACACUGGAGAUGACAUCUUCAUUAGCCUGUAUGGUGCUGGUCAGGAUGCGAAUGUGCGCCUCGAUAAAAAUUCCAUCAGGAUUGAGAAUACAUUCAUUACAAUGGCCAAUCAGAGAACGGUUACAAUCAGUAACCGUAGUAACGUCAUCGCACAUUUCAAAUGGACGCAGUUUGCUACACAAGAAGAAGAAGACCAGCAGAAGAGUUUGUACUUCACCAACUUGAAUAAGGAGGAGACAGUGGAAACAGACCGUUUUCUUGAGGAGUGUAUCAGUGAUCCAACACUCCGAGAUAAGAUGUCCAUCCUCAGUAGGACUUUCACAAACAAGAAAAGGAUCAUAACGAGUGAUAAGAUGUUAUUCACCGAUGACGUCAUCAAGAUUGACCCGCCUGAAGCAGACAUUUGGCCAAACUCAUCAAUCGAAUGCAACAUCAUCUUCCGUCCAGCAGAAGCGAAGACAUACCAGCGUACAGCAUUCUGUGAUGUCACUGGACGCGAGUCACGUCUGCCUUUACGUAUCCGUGGUGAUGGUAACGGUCCCCAGACUCAGUUCUCAUUCGAUGAAUUAGACAUGGGGAACAUCUUCAUCAACUCGACUCACAACUAUGAAGUUGUUCUGGCCAAUAAGGGCGAUAUCGAUGCUAUUUACACUGUCAUGCCAUCAAAGACAGUGUUUGGACCAAUGUUUACAUUCAACCCAGCUGAGGGCAUUGUGAUGCCCGAUGGACACCAAGCCAUACAGAUGACGUUCAAGAGUCCAGUGCUUGGGGAGUUCGAGGAGGAAUUUGAGUUCCAGAUUGAUGGUUCUCCGGAGAAUUCAAAGCUUUGCUUCAAGGGAUCAGUAAUUGGCCCAACCUUCCACUUUGAUACUCACAAACUGAAAUUUGGCCCUGUCUCAUAUGGCUUCAAGAACACCCAGUUCUGUACCCUUCACAACUCAUCCCUGGUACCGAUGACGUACACCCUCAGAAUCCCAGGUGAUGGUGACACGCCAAGUGUUGAGGCAACUGAUGACGAGGCCAUUGACAACUCCAUCCACAAUCCGAAAGAGUUUGAAAUCACGCCGAACACUGGGACCCUCCCUCCGCAGAGCAACAAGAAGAUUCAAAUUGAUUUUGUGUCAAACACUUUGAGGAAAUACGACACUGCGCUUGUCGUUGAUGUCAAAGGUGUUGGUGAUGAGAUCGUUUCGCUUCCCAUCAUUUCCCGGUGUGUCAUUCCAAACAUCACUGUGCUGACCCCGAUCCUGGAUUACGGAAGGUGCUUCUUGAAUCAUCCAUAUGAGCAGAAUGCCAAGCUGUCCAAUGAUUCUGACCUGCCGGCGAAAUAUGAAGUCAUACCACAAGUUGAUGAUGACUUGAUUCCUAUCAAAUUCUACAGUCCUCAACCGAAGGGCAUUAUCCCUCCCCACCAUGUCAUCGAGGUGCCGCUCGUCAUCACUCCAAAAGGCCUUGAAGAGUUGGAGGUGAUGAGCAGUAUUCAUAUCUUCGGCAGCAUUGAACAAGCGCUGCCUGUACAGAUCAGUUGUAUUGGAGAAGGACCCGUGGUGCACGUGGAACCUCUUGAGAUCAACUGGGGUCAGAUCCCUGUCCUGACGGACACCCCAGCUACGAUCUACCUCUCCAAUGAGUCGCUCAUCCCAGCAAAGUUCACCGCUCACAUGGUCAGGCCAAGCUCUGUUUGGACGGUCGAACCUCGCGAUGGAGAGAUUCCACCAGAGGAGGAGGCGACCCUUACAGUCACGGCAAGACUGGAUGACUGCGUCAGGUUCCAAGACAAACUCCAGAUCAACUUCCUCAACAGCCAGUCUCGUGUCAUACCACUGAUGGCGUAUGGUCACGGCACAACCAUUACUGCUAUCCCUCCUCUUGGACCAGUCCUUGAUUUGGGACCCCACUUUGGGAGCAACCCAUGUCGCAGGAAAUUCAUCUUGACAAACAGCGGCAGACGUCACCAACAGCUUGUCUGGAAUACGGAGGGUUACCCUCUGGUCAAGUCACGUCGCGAUCCUCUGCCAAUGAAUCCAAAAGAUGUCCGGUAUAAGCAGAUCCAGGCAAAUACAGCCCAGCCCAGCGGUCCCAUCUUCAGGCUGACACCCCAGCGCAUGGAGCUUCAACCCGGUGAAAGCAUUGAGGCGACUCUGGAAGGGUUUGUGGAUACGCCACAAGCUGUCAAAGAGCGUCUCCUAUGCCAUGCCAUCAUUGGUCGGGCUGGAGGGAAGGAAUUGAUCAAGAAAGUUGAUGUCAAAGUGGAAUUCAUCGCACCGUUGCUAGAGUUCUCCGACAAAUAUGUAUUCUUUAGAGUUGACGGGCAUCCUGGUGUGGAAUUGGAACUGCAGAUGAGGACUCUUGAGUUGACGAAUGUAUCCAGCCUCCCGCUGACCUCGCAACUCUCACUCAAAUACCCAUUCCAGAUUGUGCUCGAUGAUGGUGAGGAGGUGUCUGAGACGGAAGUGCAUCUUUCGAUAGGUCAGCAUGUCAGCGUAAGAAUUCAGUUCGACCCUGCAUACAAGGACGACCGCCACAUUCGUACGAUCGAUGAAGUUCUAACCGUCGCUUACAAAGAACAUCCCCAUAUUGACUACAUUGCCCUACGAGGUGAGGUCUAUUUCCCUAAUUUGGACUUCGAGAAAGCAGUUGUUGACUUUGGUUGUAUCUUGAAUGACACCGAGGUGACACGCUAUAUCAACAUCACCAAUAACAGCCCAAUGGAUGUCAAAUACCGCUGGUCUUUCCUGAUUGGGGAUGAGCCGUACGCCAUCUGGAAUCGCCGUCCAAAAGUUGUGGAAUUAAAAGACGAGGUGACAGCUUCUGAGGAUGAUUUGAUUCCUGUGCCACCACCAACGGAGGCGAGCCGUGAGGUGGAGGUGCUGAUUGAAGAGAUGCCGGAAGCUCGGGAAGACGAGGAGCUUGGUCAGGAAGUCAAGGAUGGCGAUGCAGACAUGUCUGUAGCCCAGGAUAGAGAGACUGAGAAGACAGAUGAAGCCUCCCGUGCUGUCAGCAAAGAGGAACUCAUCCUCAAUUUGGAUAAUGUUGAAAGUGAAAAAGAGAAAGAUGAGAAGGAGGAGACAGCAGAAGGAGAAGAGCAAGACCUUGAAGAGCCAGAAAAGGCAGAACAGGAGACACAGGGAACCGAGGAGAAGAAGUCCCCGCGUGAGUCUGCAAGGAGUGUAAAGGAGACGCCCAGGCCUGGCACAUCUGCAAGCAAACGACCAGCCAUUAAUGAUGUAUUGCAGUCACUGCUGGAACAGGACAGAGACCCUAGUCCUGUAGGCGUGGAAGAGGUCUUUGACAUUCUUCCUUUGUAUGGCCACCUGAAGCCAGGAGACACGGAACAGAUCACCUUGACCUUCUAUGGCCAUGCCGACAUCUGGAGCAAAGCGAAGGCGGUCUGUGAGGUGGAGGCAGGGCCAACAUAUGAGUUUGAGCUCAAAGGUGAAGCAUCCCUGGUUGAGUACAGAUUUGACGAGACAGAUAUCGACUAUGGAAAACAGAUGUAUGACGACAUUGCCACGGCUGAGAUCACCCUCCACAACCUGGGUAAAGUUGGCUUUGAGUUCACGGCUCUUGGUAUGGAUCCAACCCUUGAAGAGAAACCACGACCAGGGGUCCCUGUCAUGAUUCCUCACACUGGUCAUAUCGAGGCAAUGAGUCAACAAACUCUGACCAUCAAGUACUUGCCCGGCGUUCCUGAGAGAUUCCACCGCAGUUUCCAAGUCCAGGUUGCGCACUUUGAACCUGAUACAAUCAAUCUGUACGGAGAAGGUGUUUUCCCCAGGAUUUCUCUCGACCUGCCACGUAUCGGAGAUGAGGCGGGUCACUACAGCAGCCUGUUGAAGGAGGCAAGGGAGACGCUGUGUAAGGAUUCGAGGAAGGAGUGCACUGACAAGGAGGCGCAGGGAUCUCACAGAUUAGCAGAGGAGGGCAAACCUUGCAUUACCAUGACGCAAGAACAUGUUCCAUCAGAGCUUGAGAUUCAGAUGGAGGUUGAACGCCUGAUGGUGCAGGAGUUUGCCGUGGACCGGCAGCUGGGCAACAUGACCAACAGAAGUGAGGAGGUGCAAGAGGUUACAAAGUCUCAGGUGUCUGCUACUGAUCGAAGUCUGAAAAACGCAACAGACAGGAGCUCCAAGAAGGGUGCCAAGAAAUCUAAGAAACCAAAGCCAAGGCUUGCAGACUAUCAGCUCGAUUUCGGUUACGUCGUCCUCGGCACCGUCCGUACUCACAUCGUACGAGCAACAAACACUGGCAUGUUCCCUUGUUCUUUCUCCGUGGAUCGCGACAAUAUCCACCAUUGUGGAUUCAACGUUGAACUGGAUCGUGUACGUCAGCUUCCCGGAGCACCUGAUCACGAGACUGUCGACUUCGUCGUAAGCUUUGAUCCGAGGGGAGCGAACCUUUCACUAGGAUCGGUGGAAACGGAAGUGCCAGUCAAUAUUGUCGGUGGCCCCCAGGUGUGUAUGCGUCUCUCCGCCCACGUGACAAUGCCCGAUAUGGAGAUCUCAACGGACACGUUGGAAUUCGAGGAGGUGCGCUGCGGUGAAUGUAAAGUGGUGACUGUCCAGCUGCACAAUCAUAAACAUGUCCGCUGCGAGUGGUCUUCCAUAUCUGAUGACAAUAAUAAGAGGAAGAUUGACAAGACCAUUCCGAUGCAUCUCCGCCGUAAAAUGCGCCAAGAAAAACCCAAGCCCAAGACGUUCGAGAUGAUGCCUCCGACGGGUUACUUGAUGCCUGGACAGAGGGUUAACGUCCAGGUCAAGUUCAUGCCAACUGAAGAGAAAUUCUACGAGCAAAGAAUACCAAUCCGUCUGUCUCAAAGCAGUCAGCGUAUUCUUCUCCUGGCCCGAGGUCAAGGCCUGGAGCCGAGGUUGGAGAUGGACAAGAAUCUGGUGGAGUUUGGCCCGAUCUUGCCGCACAGUAGCGGCGAUGAGCAAGACGUAAUCGUCAGGAACCCCUGCUCGUUCCCGAUUGAGUUCUACAGUCUGGAAUGCGAUAAGGUUUAUUUGGAAGAGGAGAAGAUCUUGCGGUUGAUGAAGGGCUAUGAUGAACAUAAUACGAUUCUGUUGCCUCCCAGGCCACCGAUGGAGAAACUGCCUCUAGAGUUGCUGGAUUACUAUGAUGAGCAAAUGAAGAAGUUUGAAGAAGCAGAACGUGUGCGUCGUGAAGCAGAAGAGGCGGCUGAACAAGCGCGUCGUGAACAGGAGGAGGCGGAGCGUGAGGCUGCUGAAGCUGCCGCUGAAGCAGAAGACAAGGAUGGCGACCAAGCAACAGAAGAUGGGGCAGGCCUGGACGUGCCAAGGGUUAUUACGACAGGGCCAUCUAGGGAGACAACUCAUGUGGAGCCAGUUCCACUGCCGGAAGAUCGCGACGAAUGGGAUGGACUCGGAGAGGACGAUGAAGAUAAAUUCAAAGAUACGUCCAGCAGUGUUGGCGUUGGUGAACUGGAAAUCACUCCUGUAUCUGCUGCGAUUGCCCGUCAUCUAGGCAUCGACCUGUCGCCAGAAGGCAAAGCUGCCAGGAACAGACGCGGCAUUGCUAUCGUCGUGAACGGAGCACCAAUGGCGGGAAAAACUUCCACGGCGGUUCUGCUGGCAAAACGCUACGAGGCUGCUUUGUUGACAAUAGACGGCAUUGUACUGGAAGCGAUAUCAAAUGGUAACACGGCAUCUGGACUUCGCGCGCGUGAACUGUGCGCUGAGGCGGCCCGUCAUGCGGAGGAACUCAAGGCUGCAGAGGAAGGAGUUGAUGGGGAGAAGAAAGCCUCUGGUGGUCUCAGUAUGGAGGCUGUAGCUGCACAUACACAAGGACAAACCCUCCUGUCCGGCAUCAAUGCAGCACAUUCUGUUGCCCACAGCCUUGCCUCCAACCGCAAGACAAGCGUCAUCUCGGGUGAGAAGGGGAAAGACAAACAUCACGGGAGCAGUGUCGUGACUGGGAAGACAGCAGACAAGACAUCGACGUCUGCUGAGGGUGGAACUGGAAGCCAGGUCCCCAGCAGCCCUCCACCAUUGGUUGCACCAAUCGCUCGUCGGUUGAGCGUGAGCGCUAGCGUGGCCGGUGAAGAUGGUCUGAUGAGCACUAUACUUCCCGAAGAUGUUCUGGUUGAAAUCUUAGCUGAACGUUUACAGUUGAAUGACUGCCACCGUGGUGUGGUGUUCGACAGCUUGGAGACCCUCUUCAGCCCGAACAUGGUUGCGACAGCCGCAGCCAUCCUCAAGGCUCUCAACAACAGGAAGUACUUGUUCUUCAUCUCGUUGAAACUCGAUUACAACGUGCUCAAGGAAAGAGAGAAGAAACAACAAGAGGAAGAAGAACGCCUCGAGAAGGAACAGGAGGAAAAAGAGCGCCUGCGUCUUGAAGAAAUGUCGGAAGAUGAAUACGAUAAUUUGACGGAAGAUGAAAAGGCAAAUGUGGACAAGAAACGAUUGGAGAUAAAGAAGGAGAGGAUAAGAAGGGAACAAGAAGAGAGGCAGGAACGUGAGAGGCGUGAGCGUGAGGCGUUCGAAGCAGAACAGCGCCGCCUUGAGGAAGAAAAACUAAACAAGAAGAACCGUCGCAAGCAGCAGCAAGCUGAUAAAGAUGGCAAAGAUGGCAAGAAACCUGCUGGUAAAGAUAGUAAGGAGAAGAUACCUCCUCCCAAGAAAGAGGGCUCCAAGGUUCAUGACAGUGACCACAACGUCAACAAACCCUUGUCCACAGAUCGGCCAGAGUCGCACCAGACGGAGAAGAGUGAUAGUAUGCUUGACGCGGAGGGAAAGAAAAAGAAGGGCAAAGAUGGCAAGAGACCAAUCUCUAAUGAAGCCAAGGACCCUGCUGCCGUAUCUGGAGAGGAACCUGUCAGAGACCCAGUUAAAGAGGCCGAGCUACUUUUGAUGCAGAAGUUCCGUACAUUCGAACACGCCCAGAAAGAUAUUGUUGACCUGGUGACAUUCUGGGAUCGUACGUGUGGUGCCAUUCGUCGACCAACCACACCGUCGGAGCGCUCAGAGGCUGUGGAGGAAGCUCAUCCUCCAUCUGGGAAGAAGGGGAAGGGGAAGGAGAAGGGAGACAAACAUGAUAAGGAGAAGUUGAAGGAACAGCAGGAGCGCGAACGUGCGGAGAAAGAGAAAGCGGCCAAAGAGGCAGAGGCAGCAGCGAGUGAGGCUGGCAACCAGGAGGCUGAUGCAUCUGUUGAUGAGGGUGAGAAACAGGAUGAUGGUGUCGGUGUAUCGCAUAUCCUGUUGGACUGCAGCGAUGUCACCAUCCCAGCUGGGGCACAGAUCAUCGAGAUGGAGAGGUUACCUACGGUUGAAGAAGUCCUUGAUGGACUAGGUCUUGGUCCCCACGGCCCACCCAUUCCUCCACCAGCUUCGUUCGCUGUAGUUCCAUAUCCUGUCAAGAGGAGGGCGCCUCCAGGAGCAGAACCUGAUGGUCAUUACUUGUUUGUGGCGUCCUCGCCCGAUGAUCCAAAUGUCAAUACGGAGGACAGAAGCAAAGAUGCGGACAUGGAUGAAGAGAAGUCUGUGACCCCUGAUCGCGGCAAGGAUGACCACACGCCGACAAAAGGGCGCAAAGAGAAGCUGAAAAUCGAGGAUAAGAAGGAGAAGGAAAGGAAGCGCAGUGCUGGACAGAAACGUGGCACAAUUAAUAGGAGGAGUUCACUGAAUGUGUCUCCUCCACCUGGAGCCACCACACCGGGGUCAGAUGUAGACAACCAGAGUUCCAGCGGUCUAGACGGUCCGAUUACUGAUGGAAGGUGGCCAAAGUUGAACCAGUUCAGAUGGGUCAUCCCUGCUCAAGGUGAGGUCGUGUUACGUCUCCGGUUCCAAUCUGAAGAUCUUGGCCAGUUCGAUCAGACGUUGAACUUCGAGAUCAUGGGCACUAGGAGGCGCUACCAGCUCUAUUGCCGCGGUGUGUGUGCUUUCCCGACCAUCAGUAGGGAACCGAGGAUUGUGUUCCCGCAUCGCAAGAAGAACAAGCGCUCGGACGAUAUCGUCAUCAAGAAGUACAUCUUGACCACAGAAAGCUAUGAGUUUGGUCCACUCCUUGUGGGUAAAACAAGAGAAAAGUUUAAGGAAGGCAAGUUCCCUGAGAACCAGGAGAGGAUAACAGUGCUGAAUACAUCGCCCCUGGAUGCUGACAUCAACUUCUGCUUCCUCAAUGAUAGCAAGGCUGAGACCUACCUGUUAGAUCCGCCAAACAUGGUCCUCAAACCAGGAGAGCAACAGGAGCUCAACGUGUGGGCUUAUCCUAAAGUCCCCGGCCAGUAUGACGACGCAAUCGUGUGCUGCGUACGAGAGAACCCUGAACCAAUCAUUUUCAAGAUAACAUGCUCCGGCGUUCGUCCUGAACUCGAACUUGACAAGAAACAGCUUCAUUUCGACAAAGUUUUACUGCAUCGUAAAGACACCAAGACGAUUUACCUCCGCAACAGCACACUCCUUCCCGUCGCGUGGAAGAUCAGCGGAAUGGAAAGCUUAGGCGAUGAUUUCUCGGUAUCACAAGAUGCGGGUGUGAUCCAGCCAAGGACGGAGUUUGCCCUGAAUGCCCAUUUCCGAGCGAUGAAACCAAUCUCCACGAGCAAGAAGAGCAUUCGCCUUGAGGUGUCCGAUGUUGAGAACAUCAUGGGUCUUGUUCAGACGGAAAACAUUCAGGUGUUUGCAGAAGCGUACGACGUUGCCUUAGACAUGAGCUUCCCUAAGGGUGCAGAGGGCGGCAUUGACUUUGGUACAAUCCGUGUCAUGGAUGAAACCAAGCAGACGUGUACACUCAAAAACAAAGGCAAAUAUGAGAUCAGUUACAAUUUCACAUUUGAGUCAUGCGACCCGACAUGUCCUGACGUGACUAAGCUCUUCUCCAUCAUUCCACAACACGGCACCCUGACUCCCGUCGACCGACCAACUCAAGUCCAGAUCAUCUUCCGAUCGACUGAAGAGGUCAACAUCAAGGAUCUGCCGAUCUUGAAAUGCCAGGUGAUCGAGCCAAACAUCGCAGAGGGUGGCGAGACUAUUGCCAGCAUCCCGGUCAAGGUCACGGUGCGAUCAGUCUUCAGCAAGUACAGCAUCUAUCCUGUGAAUGACAUCAACUUUGGCCCGAUGUUGGUAAACAGUAAGAAACCAAGAAGUUUCCUGAUUGAAAACAAGGGAGAAUAUGACUUCAAGUAUACCAUUCAGAAACUGGUCAAAGCUGCUGAGGCACAGCAACAGAGGUCAAGGCCGCCGGUCAAGGGAGACAAGCGCACCAAGUCAAGAGACGGUUCAAGCUCGGGACGUUCCAUCGCUAAACCAAAACGUGCUGAAUCAAUCAGACAAGAGCUCGGUGCAGGUGGUGGUGGUGGUGGAGGUGGUGGGGGUGGACCCGCCCGCCUCGUGCUUGGCAUGUUCACCAUCUACCCAGCGUUUGGACAAGUCCUGCCCAACAAUCACCAGACGAUCAAUGUGGAAUGUGUUGCAGAAUCUGCUGGAAAGUGUGAAGAGGAAAUCGCCAUCGACAUUACCGAUCGUGACCCGAAGGACCACAAGGAAGGCAUUCCAUACAAGCUGAUCGCAGAAGCGUGUGUCCCGACCAUCAACAUCACUGACCUUGGCUCAAUCUUUGAAGAACACAGAGUCUGUAAAAACCUCAGCAUCUUCCAUCAUAACAAUGCGGUUGAAAGUGGUGGCAUCUAUGGAGAAGAUGAAAAUCGUUUCGUCUUCAGUAACGUGAUCGUGGGCAGCAAGGCCAAGGCACGGUUCAAGAUCACCAACAUGAAUAAGGUGCCAUGUGAUGUGCUGUUCAAUAUCAAACCAAUUCUCAGCAAGCAUAUGUCCAAGUCGCAGGAUAUCUACGAGGUGGAGCCCGCGCGUGCGCAGAUCGCAGCCCACAGCUACACGUAUGCCAGUGUCACAUUCACACCUCCUUCUAUGCAGCAAUUCAGUGCCAUCUUUGAGGCAGCGAUAGAUGGAGUUCCCCAGGCGCAAGCCAAGGGUCGUCACCUGACCUUUGAGAUCCAAGGAGAGGGCAACCUGCCCAGGAUCUCUAUUGCAAAGCCGUCUGUCCGCAACAGGAAGGGACAGCCGCUCUGUUUAUUCAGACGUCUGCUUCUUGGACGCACAGACACACAGCUGCUUGUGCUGGUCAAUGAUGGAACACUGGCGUGCAAGGUUGAUAUUGAUCUUCUUGACCCCGAUGAGGCCUACCAGCUCAAGCCAAGCAGUGGCACCAAUGCCAUCAUGAACACAGACAACACCCCAGAGGCCAAGAAGCGACCGCAUACAGCCAGUCUCAUCAUGGGCGUCGGUGAACAGGCCAACUUUGAUGUCGUCUUCAAACCAAAUCUACCACAACGAUCGCAAGCGCAUGUCAAAUUGACAGUCGUUAACAACCAGUAUGAAGAUUCGAUUGUACAGCUGGUUGGCGAGGGUUACGAGGACGAUAUAUCGUUGGAUAAUAUACACAGCCUGUUCACGGCGAGCGACCCAGAGAAACUGGAAGGGAACAUGGCGGAUGAGGAUGUUGAAGCUGCAAAGAACAACAGCGUCCAUUUUGGUGAUGUCCACAUUGGGGAACCACGUGUUCUAACGUUCUCCCUGUCCAACCAUUCUGUUGGAGAUUGCGUCAGAUUCCAGUGGCCGGAGCAUCCCGAGUUGAAAUUCUCACCCCAAACGGGCCACCUCCACGCUGGAUGCACAAAAGAUAUGACAGUCACUUUCAAAACCGAUGCCCCAAAGUCUCUGACUGAACAAAUCGUGCCGUGUAAAAUCACCAAGAUUACGUUCGAUAAACCUGUGAACCAGGUAGCUGAUUGGGACGACAGGAUGAGGACAGUGAAGUGGGUAGAUGUUAGUCAGGUUUCGGCAGCAACAUCUGAUGGAUCUGUGAAGCCGAAUACCCCAGCAACUCCAGCUAAUUUGAGACCAGCAAAGAAGAAAGUGGUGGAAACAGAGCCAGAGCCAGCCUUCCAAGAGAUGGCUGAGAGCCAGAGAACGAUUGACCUUCUUGUCUCGGCCACCGCCGAUUUCUCCUCAUACAAGUGUAAAGUUGAGAGCAUCAAGUUCAAGGAUACACUCAUGUUCCAGACAAGAGUUUUUGAGCUGAACCUGAGCAACAAAGGCAACACUGCCAUGGACUACAACUGGCAGGUCGUAAUGGAGGAUGUGCCGCAGCAGAACCGCUCCGUAACGUUUGCCGAGAACGAGCGUCCAUCAUCCCAGGCUAGCUCUAUCUUGAGUUGUGUCAGUGAUACAGGGGUUGUGCCGUUCUCUAUCGAGCCCGAGAGUGGCUCGAUUUCGCCAGGAAAGAAGUCUUCAUUUACAGUCAAGUUCUCACCACUCGAUGUCCAUGAAUUUGAAGGUCGAUUGAUCUGCAGGAUUCCGAAUCUUGAGGAGGGAAAGCAAGGUCCAGUCAUCAGCGUCAAGGGGCAGAGUCUUCUGCCUUAUUGUCACUUUGAGCUUGAAGACUCCGACUACAUCAGCGGUGCACGGCGAAACCCAGAGCUGCGUGGACCACGCGGCGCUCCUCCUGGUGCCACCUUGGAUCAGAAUACACGAGUCAUUGAGUUCAACUCGAUUGGAGUAUCAGUCAAGAACACCAGGUUCUUCUCCAUAGUCAACCCGACCAACCAAACCUAUGACUUCAUGUGGGUGAAUGAGGAUGAUCCAGACCCAAAGAUUGUCUCAGUUUUCAAGUGCCUCACGAUGAAGGGAUGUGUGCGCAGUGGCAAGAAACAUGACAUCGGAUUUGAAUUCCUGCCAAAUGAACUCGGCAUUGUGGAAUCGUUCUGGAGAUUCAUCAUUCCAGAGCAGAACAUUUCGAUUCCCUUCGUCCUCGUCGGCGACACCAAAGAACCAAGUGUUUCACUUGACCGAUCCCAUUUCAAUUUCAAAUCACUGCUCAUUGGUCACGAAGCGAAGGAGAUGGUCCAUGUGAUGAAUAAUGAGGACCUGCCGUUCCACUUCUCUUUUCUGGAGUCCUCCUGCUACAGUGCCGGACAUGCAGCACAUCUACAAGUUGAGCCUAUGAGUGGGAUCGUACCCCCUAAGUCAAUGUUCCCUGUGAACUUAUACUUCAUCCCGCGCACUGACAAAGAAGUGAACUUCAACCUGAUCUGCAACGUCAAGCGCAAGACGCUACCUCUAACUCUAAACGUCAAGGCAGAGGGCUACACAAUGAGCUGUACUGUCCUGUGUGAGGAUUCCCAGGGAAGCCGAGUUGAGCUCUCGGACAGUGGACUCAAUGAGAUCAACUAUGGACAGAUUGAAGUGAAUGAACAUUCAAUGAGAAACAUCUUCAUCGUCAACAAUGGAAAGUUUAACUUUGAUUACGAGUGGGAAGUCCAGGAGAUAGGCUCGAAGAAGAUGGUGUCGAUCAGCCCAGGGAAGGGAGCCGUCAACCAAGGGGAGAGGCAGAAGUGUGUGAUGUCGUUCUGUCCACCGUGUAAGACAGCCCUGAGAGGCUGUCAGUUGAUCCUAAGGAUCUCGAACGGCCCCACCUAUGUCUUGAAUAUCCUUGGAAAUGGUGUCGUCCCUGGCCUUCACUUCUCCUUCCAACAGUAUAACUUUGGUGCAUGUUUCAUCCAUCGCGCGGGCAUGCCAACACACUCCACGCAGCUCAUCAUAACAAAUAAGGACAAGAAAGAAGUCAGCGUUGACUGUCUGUACCAAGAAACUCAGUUCCUGCAUCACGAUUUUGAAGCCAGUGUCAUCGCACCGGGGGAGUCUGCGGCAGUCAAUCUCAGUUUCUUUCCACGCGAGGCUAAGAAAUAUCACGAGAAAGUUGAAUUUGAGAUUAACGGCCUCUCGAAACAAGUUGUCGAGAUCAUGGGUUCUGGUACUGAGAUGAGAGUCGAGGUCGCGAACCCCAAGCAGAAAAUCACAAACUUUGGUGCCCUUAGAAUUGAUCAUGUUGUCAAGAAGAUUGUCCCGAUUGUCAACAAUAGUCCUGCACCGAUCAGCUUCCAUUUGGCGGUGACGCCAUCCGAUCCGUUGUUGCAGCAGCCAGGCGUGCUGAUACUGAGCCCGACGUCUGAGAUCACGCUGGCACCACGAGGAGGCACGAGGAAGGUAGAGGUGGCAUUCGCUCCCAAGUCACGGGUGCCCCAGUUCACUGAAGAGGUGAUGAUGGAAUGUGCUGGGCUGUACCAACCACUGUUCGUACUGUCUGGCAGCUGCCAGGGUAUCGAGAUAACCUUGGAUGCCGAUGCUAUCCCAUUCGGAGCAGUGAUUCAGAAGAGCCAGAGCACGCGUAGUGUUGUCAUGAGCAACUCGGGCGAUAUUGGAGCAAGGUUUAAUUGGGACAUCGCCAAGUUUGCUCCUGACUUCAGCAUCAGUCCUGUCGAAGGGUACAUCUCUCCGGGGAUGGAAGUCCCAUUCGAGAUAGCAUUCCAUCCACAAGAACAGAACCAGGACAUCAGAUACGAGGGUCUUCGAUGCCGCGUUGAAGGUGGCAAGCCGUUGAAGCUAACGCUAACCGGGAUGUGUACCGGCGUUGCCCCGCUGAAGGAAGUCCAGCACUUCACGACGCACGUCCGACAGAAAGAGACCAAGAAUCUCAUGAUUAUCAAUCGUACGAAUCAAGUGUGGAAACUGAAACCGAAGAUCGACGGGGAAUUCUGGACAGGUUCUGAUACCAUUGUUGUUGAGCCACAGCAGACGAAACCGUAUGAACUGGCCUACAAGCCACUUGUGAUGACACAGGAUAAUAAAAAACACACUGGGACGGUCUUCUUCCCUCUUCCUGAUGGUACAGGUCUGCUCUACCAGCUCCAGGGGACGUCGGAGCCGCCAAGACCCAACGGUAGAAUAAGCCGUGACGUCCCAUGUAAAACACAAUAUACAGAAAUGCUGACCAUUAGCAACUGGUUGAAGAAACCACAAAGAUUCAAGAUCAAGUUUGAGAUGAUGAAGCCAGACAAACUCGACCCCGGCACGACUCUGAAAGGUCUUGACUACAUCGAUGUGCCAGGAAAUGCCAAGCGAGAUUAUAAACUGACAUUCAAUGCUCACAAGGAAGGACUCUCGCAGGUCAAGGUCAUUUUCACCAAUGAGCAAACCAGUGAAUACCAGUACUAUGAAGUGACCUUCAAAUCCAUCCGUCCAGGCAUCCUGGGCACCAUUGAUCUCAGCACGCCUGUCAGGCAAACGAUCCAGCACACGUUAUUCCUGGAGAACCCUCUUCCGCAAGCUGUCACUUUCCAAACGUCAUGUAACGUCGCUGAGGUGAUGAUGCCGAGUUCAUUACAAGUUCCAGCACAUUCGGAGAAUGCAUUUAACCUCGAGUAUCUCCCACUCAAAGUCGGCGAGACCCAAGGAAGGCUGGAGUUCAACUGCAACGAGCUUGGUCUCUACAUGUAUGACAUGAACCUGAAGGCCACACUAGCAGGACCUGAGCGAGCUCUCUACUUCAGGGUCAACCUUGGCAGUUCACAGGUCCAGAGCGCCAAGUUCCUCAACUUUUCCAAAGUGAAGACGGAUUACACAUGCAAGUGUGAAAAUGGUGACUUUCAUGUUGACAAGACAAUUGCCGCAGCCCCUGGCUCGAUAACUGGCACAGAGGUAGCAGUCGAAGUGACGUACGAACCAUCCCGUCUCGGAGAAUCACGUGGCAGUCUCGUAAUCAGCUCGAACACCGGAGGAGAAUACACUGUCCCAUUAUUUGGCACUUGUAUGGCGCCUAAACCCCAAGGACCGUACACAGUGAAAGCAGGUGGCAACACGUCCAUUACAUUCCGUAACAUCUUCUCUCACACAACUGCUUUCUCAUUCCAAGUUGAUAACCCAGCAUUCCACUUGGUCAAGACAGGUGACAACAUUCGGUCUCGUAAAGACCACAGGAUUGUUGUUGGUUUUGAUGGGACUGACACUGGUUCCAAGUCGGUCGUGAUGGGGAAGCUUACCAUCACCUGUGCCAAGUCGGCUGGUGGAACCUCAAGUAUGCAGUGGGUGUAUUACCUGAAAGGGAUCACACCUUAGAUUUGUAAUGAUUGGCACUGAACUUUUGUGACAAAACUGAAAAUAUUUGGAGGGGAAUUUGACACAGUAAUAUUUAGCCUCGAAGAUGCUCUAGACACUAAAAUCUGUGCACUGUGUAGCAGUACGGGGAUGUCAUAAUCCAAUAAAGGCUGAUAAAUAACAUCACUUCUGUGAUGCCUGUUUUACAGUGCAGGCGCUGCCAGCUUUGCAACGUCUCCUGACUGGAUGUACAGCAUCUUUCUGCACCAUUCGGUUUGGUGUUUUGAUACUGAUGUCAUGUUUCCUUAAGUGUUAAAUGGACAUUUAUUGAAAAUUAUUGUUGAAUUGCUGAAUCAUUUGCCAGUUUAAAUGUAUACAUGCUAUCUGCACAAGAGAAGGAACACACCCCAGUGAAAGUUAACCAUAUGAGUUCCAUUCCAUCCAGUUUUCUUUGUAUUGUAGGUCUAGUUUCAUUUCUUUCCUCCAGUUUUUUGUUGGAACCUAACUGCUCUGUGUAUAUAUUUACAAGCCUUAUGACCGUCCUAGAUAAUCAUUAUUUAUUGGCAAAUUUUGUUGAUUUCCGUCCAAUUAUUUUCUUGUAAAUACAAAUAGCCACGAAGCACAUUUAUGAUAGCUUGAUUUAAAAGUUUGUAUUUUAAUGAAAUUUUAUUGUAUAAAAAGUGAACUUUGGUUUGAGAAAAGGCUGUAUUGUGAUAUCAUGUUUUUUGGAAAAAUAAUAAAUACUUGUAAAUGAUUUAA
This is a messenger RNA of Lineus longissimus, 16644 nucleotides long. RefSeq names its product hydrocephalus-inducing protein-like. Bases 139 to 15906 code for a protein of 5255 amino acids. Gene Ontology annotation, biological process: cilium movement; axonemal central apparatus assembly. Gene Ontology annotation, cellular component: axoneme. The transcript has 69 exons. The record is from RefSeq and is a predicted model, not a curated record. Lineage: Eukaryota; Metazoa; Nemertea; Pilidiophora; Heteronemertea; Lineidae.